AUGCUGAGACGCCGCUCUGUCACAGCCUAUCUCAUCCUUCUCUGCGUCGUGAGCACCGUCCAGGCUAUCAACUAUACUCUUUGCAUCGAUCAAACUCGCAGUGGUAUCUUCAACGGCACCAGGUACCCCAAUGGUACACUCUAUCCCAAUGGUGGAGCUCUGGAUAGCUACGGACGACCUGCUCUCAACCAGUCGCUAGCUACCGCGAUACCCUACUUAUUAUGCGAAGAGAAGUGUGGAUCAAGCCCAGAACCGUUCGACUGGACCAUCUUCAGCACGAACUUCAGUGCAUGGUUAUUACCUUGGCUCGCUCUGGUCUCGCAGCUUCCUUUCGGCUCUCAACUCAGACAUCACAACGCCUUAUCCGUCUUCCUCACCAUAGGAUCACCGGCUCUCGCUGCAUACUCGCUGAUCAUCUGUGCACUCAACUGGUUUUGGGCCCCGCGCGCAUUCGAAGGCAUUCGGUACCCCAACAUCGAAUAUGCCUGGCGCAUAUUAGGCAGUCUUCAGCACUCGCCACUGCACAUAGAUGAUGAUAGCGAGCUGCUUGCAAGUCUCGUUACUCUGCCUGAGAACGAUCAGUGGUGGGAAUGUUUGGCCCGCGGUCUAGAUUAUGAAGAGACGUGGACAACCGCCAUCAUCUUCCAGACAGCCUGGGUCGUUGUCGCCUUCGCUCUCACGGUUGUCGACUCCUUCCAAAACGGUCUAGGGAAUGAUUUCAAGAGCAGUGGCAGAGGCACGGGUACAUUAUUCCUGUGGAUAUUGGCUCUAGUUAUAGGAUGGCAGAGGCUUUCCCCUCGAUGCGACUUUGUGCGGGUCCGUGACGCCCUCCAACGGGCCAACGAGACUGUAUACACGAUCAGUGAUUCGCUCAGCGAAGUCGUCAAGACCCCGCUCUCACGUCGGGAACCCACACCGUUUCUUUCGGUGCAGCCUCAACUCGUCGAUAUCGUCAGCUCACCGCGACGCCGUCCUGGCCCUGAGACGAGUACAGGACCUUCAGUACGAAAGUGCAGAACACGCUUCCCGUUUGCCUUGAUGCACUACGAUGACGACAGAAGUGCGAGUGCGCCGAUAUACAGCGACUCGCGGUUGCUUCCCUGGACGAUGAAUGUCGAGCUCGUGGCCGGCGCGUUUCAUGCUGCCGCGGAAGUGAUGGCUUCGCGGAAUCUGGACCCAAACGAUCGACGUGCCCGCCGCAGCGUCCACCAUGAUGUUGAACAUCGUAUACACCAGAGUGUACGGCCGCUUGAUUGGCGCACUAUCAUACGACGGGUCAGCUUUGCGGUAGUUCUAGCUACGAUGCUCCAUUGGGGCACGGUAGGUAGCGCCGUUGUGUACUCGUGGCUGACGCCUACGUCUGGCUUAGGCUGCCGUAGCGGUUCCUUCCUGUUGUACGCCGCGGUUGGCCACAUAGCUUGGAUCGCCAUCGUCUCUUCAUCAUUCCUCAAUCACUAUGCUCAAUGGCUUGAGCAACUACGCCAGACGGAACCUCGCGAAAGCACGUCCAAGCAUUGGCACCCUUCUCCUGGGAUGAUACGAAUGACCGUAACCUUCCUGCGAGUAUCCGGGAAAGUGCUCGCGAGCUUGAACGCCAUCUUCAUCGUCGUCGCGUGCAUCUUCCUGUUCUCGAACUUCUACUCCCGCUGUUGGUGCGACUCGAGCGUGCUCGGCCGGGGCAGGGACUCGUUCAAUGUCAUCGCACCAACCGACGAUGAUACGAAACAGCUAAAGACUGGUUUCAUCGCUGCCAUCGUCAUGUCUCUAGCUUCUUUGGUCAUCUUCAUCGGCUUCGUCUACAUGCACGUCGACCCUGCGCCACCGGAUCCGAACAUGCUUCAAGCCGAAGCACCCGAGGAGCACGCAAGAAAGCGUCGUCGCUCGCUGAGGGAGACCCUCGGACAGUCGCCCCCUGCCCGUACAUUGAAUCCGUACAGUCCGCGCCAUAUCGAGUCCUUCUCAGACGUACGGCGUUCUUCAGUCUCAAGCUCCGAGUCCUCCUAUUCCACGAUAACAUCGAGUCAAGAGUCGAGUUCUUCCACGAAAGUCGUACCUAUCAGCCAGCCAUCGCAGCUUCAUGCGCAGUGA
This is a messenger RNA of Peniophora sp. CBMAI 1063, 2088 nucleotides long. NCBI's taxonomy places the organism in Eukaryota, Fungi, Basidiomycota, Agaricomycetes, Russulales, Peniophoraceae. The record is from the annotation of a GenBank genome assembly.